AGCUGCCAAACCAGUGUGUUAAAUGCCUCCAUCCCGUGUGUACCUCUAUCUACCUCCACAUACACGCACAUACACACACGCCACACGCACACAAGUAAACGUACACAGCCCAAACACGUACACAAGCACCCUGAGACCUUAAUCUAAAGCCUGAACCCUUAAAACAGCUUAGAAAAUGAGCGUAAAAGCCUGAAAUAAGCGUUAGAAGAGGAGGGACAAGUUGGGUGUGGUGGUGGGCCUGUUUGCCUCAAGUAACCAACGUGAUAUUUUUUUCUUAUUUUUGUGUGUUUUUAAGCUUAUUCAGUGCUUGGAAAGGAGUGAAAAGCUUGGAAAUGGAGAAGAGGAAGCUUGAUUUGUGAAGAACGCACAUCGCCUCUAAAGGAAUCGGAACCCACUUGACGUAGCAGGGACGGGAAGUCGGUGAGGUCAUCUGUUUGUGUUCUUGAAGGCGUUGAGGCCAUCAGGAAAACCCCAAACAAAGGAGAGUGGGAGCGCGCAGUAGAUGGUCACCCAGGAACCAUGGAAGGAACAGGGGAGAGUGGGGGGGCAUCUUCCCACCCCCCCAUAGCACCCACACCCACGGACCCCUCCCCAAUCCCACCCACGUCCUCAUCCUCCCCCUCCCGUCACCCCCAGGCCUCCAUUCCCCACCCCAAUGCCUCCCCAACCCGACCCAUCCCCACUUCUUCCCCCGCCCGUCACUCUACUCCACCUCACACCCCUCCACAAAAUGGUUCAGUACCCCAUGAAAAUCCCUCUUCCAGCCCCUCCCGUCGCAUCCCCACUCCCCAGUCUUCUCCCCAUCACUUCUCCAUUCCCCAAGCAACCCCUUCCCCUCCCCAUUCCCUCCUCAUAACCCCAGCACACCCCUCACCCCCACCGAACCUCAUGCUCGAAGGGGGGACUCAAGCAAACGGGGAGAAAACGGAGGAGGACCCAGCGUCUCUCCCUGUUCCUUCCGCCCCAACUCUCCCUCCUUCCCCAACUCUCCAGCACCUUCCCUUGCCUAGUGCCCCGAUAGCAGAGGAGGAGGAUGUAGGGGGGACCACACCAAGCACGCAGACAUCACCACAACGUCACCUACCCCAAGAAUUACCGAGAUACGAGGACAUGAAUUCUGACACCACGGAUAGCGCCUUCCCUCAUGCCUCGACGGAACGCGACCUCCCGCCCUACUCUCCUACCAUGGCCCCGAAGAAGGCUCAGAGGGUGCGCUGGGCGUCUGAAACAAGGCCUACGGAGGGAGAUGAGGGCCCUGAGAGAGUAAGGCCAAGAGCGGUGCGGAUUGGGGUGAAUUUGAUACGAGCAGCGAAGAGGUUGCUGAGUUUCCUGGGCCGUGUGGAAAGUCAUGGAAGGUUGUACAAGGGAGAGCUGGUCGAGAGAGCCAUUUUGAGGUACGAGCGGUGCUGGCUCCCCCUGGCGGCGGGCAGCGCGAAGGAGCCCAAGCUAUGCCUUCCGCCCCUGGACGUGCACUGGGUCUGGCUGGUGCACAUGCUGGCGCCGCAGCACUACCGCGGCGACUGCGAGGCCGUGGUGGGCAGGAUGGUGCCGCACAGACUGGUUGCUGAUAAGAGUAUGGAGGAGGCGAGAAGAAGAGGAAGAAUUCUAUGGAUGGAGAGGUACCCAGAUGAACCUUGGGAAGUGGAAGACUCGACCAUUACCACUACUACUACUACUACUACUACUACUACUACUACUACUACUACUACUGAUACUACUACUGCUGAAACGGACCCUACUUCUACUUCUACUCCUACUACUACAUCUACUAUUACUGGGUCCAAGAUAUCGUAUGACCUAAAAUCCGCUAUUGAGAGACAAGGAGCGUUUUAUUAUCAGGUGUCCCUCCCACACUACAGCCACAAGGGCUUUCUAACGCGAGCUGAGUGGCGGUACAGACGUUUCCUGGCCCUGAAGAAGGUCCACCCAACCCACUUUCUGGUGCCAUGCUAUGAUAUGGACCUCCUCUGGCACACACAUAUGAUGCACCCCGAGGUAUACCACAGGGACACAGAGGCGCUACUGGGGAAGAUUCUGCCUCAUGAUGACUCCGUGAAUGACAGGACUCCCGGGUCAAGACUCAUCACCUCAGACGAGCACACACGUACCCUCUGGAGCCGCGCCUAUCCACACACCUUCAGGAGAGACGGAGGCAUGUACCGAGGUGACCCGCCCUGUACCUAUCUCCACCAGGUGCCCGAGGAGGUGCAGGAGACGGUCCAUGCCACUCUCUACCACUGCCAGGUGUUGAAGUUGACCAUCAAGGGGAAGGCGCCAGACGGGCCACUACGAAUAAAAAUCAAAAUAGAGGGACGUCAGGUAGGCGACAUCAGUGUGUUCCACCAAGAGCAGGUAACGGAGCACAACGUAGCCGACCUGGAUGUCAUCUUCUCCGUCCACGAACAGAUGCUCGGGGAAUGGAUGGUCCUCAAAAUGUCCCCCAAAAGGAAGCUGUGUCGCCUCAUGAAGUUUUUUGGCAAGGGCGAUUUCUGGGGGAUGUCGUACUUCAAUGAGCUGGCCGAUGUCAAGACGGAAGGGACGAUUGUUAAGGAGUUCCAGGACAGAGGUGCCAUAGUACAGGUGACCCUACAGGUGACCCCAACCCGAACCAAUGCCUAUGUGCCUAUGGGUGUCAUGACGGGGUCCUUCAUGCCCACUGUACUUGACCAGGCCCAGCUCCGGGGCACCCAGGGCAUUACCACCUCGGGUCACGAAGCUCAGAGUGACCUGUUUCUGGCGGAGAUGGCAACGCAUAUACUCAUCAACGAAAGCAUCCAGAGCAAGCCGUCACUCCUUAAGGCCAACGUCACCCACUCACGACACCUGGCCAUGUCCUCUGUGCAACUCCUGGUCCCCUGCGGCACUGGCGAUGUGGAGGUGGCACUCGCUCACACCCUGGACCCCAAUACCCUGCCAUCCCCUGCUGCGCUGAAGUGCCGUGACCCGCAGAACCAAAGCCUCCUGCGGCCCAUGUGUGACUACAGCGGGGGGGAGCGCGCCAUGGUCAUCAAGACACACAGGGGGGACUGGGCCGUGCUGGUGGGGUACUGGAAGGGGCUGCGGCCUGGCAUACCCGGCACCCCAAUGAAGCGUGGUAUCCCGGGCAGCCCUGGGCACUUGGAGGUCAGGUUCCACUGCCCGCCGUCCAGCCCGGCCAUGGUGCUGCGCCUGCCCUAUGACCGCCAGUACUUCUCCUACGCCCUGCAUGACCUGGAGAUGGACAUGCAGAAGGGGAUACUCAAGGUUAGCGCCCGAACUGAGGAGUGGGCUGAGAACAUCACUCUGGGCCUCAGCCUCACUAUCCUGCACAUCCUCUGUCAGCCGCGCAUGGCAGACCAAACAUACGACUCCGUGGACGGGUGUGGCCCCAUCCCCGACCCUGUCACAUGCCCCCGACGCAUCCCAGUGGAGACCCUAAAGCUCCUGGGUGCUAUGGGGUUCUUCUGCGCCGCUGCCCCGACGAACGCGCUGCGGAGACGCGAGAACGCAGACACCACAACAACUGCCUGUACAUUAGGGGUGAUCGGCGGGAACGUGGCGGCUGGGUGUGGUGCGUGUGGCGGCUGUGGCGGGUGUGGGGGCGGGGAGUACUAUGCGGCCCUCAGCGCUGACUCCGGGGGAUGGCUGAAGGGCUACGAAGGGGACUGCGGGACUGGGACUGGGGACUUUGGAGGUGGCGGGGACACGGAUGGCCUUGGCUUUGAUCCCUUCACCCAUAUCUUCUCCAUGGCUGACACAGGUGGUGAUGGUGGUGAUGGUGGAGGGGAUGGGGGUGGGUGUGGUGGGGGGUGUGGAGGGUGUGGGGGGUGUGGGGGGUAGGGAGGGGGUGGAGGGAAUGUUAGUGUGUGAACUGGAGAAGGGAAUUAGUAUGAUUAGGUUAGGUUAGGUAAGACUAGGUCAGGUUAUGUUAGGUCAGGUUGGGUUAGGCUAAGCUAGGUUAGGUUAGGGGUGUAUUGGGUUAGGCUAGAUUAGGUUAUAUUAGGUUAGGUAUGAUAAGGCUAGGUAAGUUAGGUUAGGGGCACAAUGGGUUAGGAUAGGUUAGGUUACAUUAGGUUAGGUAUGAUAAGGCUAGGUUAGGUUAGGUUACGUUAGGCUAGGUUAGGGGAAUAUUGGGUUAGGCUAGGUUAGGUUAUAUUAGGUUAGGUUUUGUUAGGUUAGGUUAGGGGCAUAAUGGGUUAGGCUAGGUUAGGUUACAUUACGUUAGGUAAGGUUAGAGUAGGUUAGGGGUGUAUUUGGUUAGACUAGGUUAAGUUACAAUAGGUUAGGUAUGGUUAGGCUAGGCUAGGUUAGGUUAGGGGCAUGUUGGGUUAGGCUAGGUUAGGUUACGUUAGGUUAGGUUAGGUUAGGCUAGGCUAGGAUGGGGACUUCAUUUCAAAGGGUGUGGGAUAUGGGUAGCUGUAAGGGAGGGCAGAGGGUGGGUAAUGCAUAAUGGGGCAGAGGUAUUAGUUCAAAAAGAUUUCAGCUGUAUAAAUUUAAUGGGGGGAAGCGGAGGGGCCAGCUGUUACAAAAGAUAGACAGCUGGUAAUGGGAUGGGGGCAGCUGUGAAUGUAGGGGAACAAAAUGGGUGGAAGAGUUAGUUCAAAGAGCAUUUCAGCUGUACAUAAACUUGAUGGGGGAAUGGCAGGGUGACUGUGACAAAGGAUAGCUUGAAACGAAACAGCGAUGAGUGGAAAUGCUCGUUCAGAUAUGGUUUCCGCUGUAUAAAGUUAAUGGGGGAAAGAGAGGCAGGGUAAUUGUGUCAAAGGAUAGCUAGAAAUAGAACAGGAAAGGGUGGAAAUGGUAGUUCAAAUAUGGUUUCAGCUGUACAUAAGGUUAAGGGGGAUAGAGAAGCAGGGUAACUGUGUCAAAGGAUAGCUAGAAAUGGAACAGGAAAGGGUGGAAAUGGUAGUUCAAAUAUGGUUUCAGCUGUACAUAAAGUUAAUGGGGGAAAGAGAGGCAGGGUAACUGUGUCAAAGGAUGGCUUGAAAUGGAACAGGAAAGGGUGGAAAUGGUAGUUCAAAUAUGGUUUCCGCUGUAUAAAGUUAAUGGGGGAAAGAGAGGCAGGGUAAUUGUGUCAAAGGAUAGCUAGAAAUGGAACAGGAAAGGGUGGAAAUAGUAGUUCAAAUAUGGUUUCCGCUGUAUAAAGUUAAGGGGGAAAGAGAGGCAGGGUAACUGUGUCAAAGGAUAGCUAGAAACGAAACAGCGAUGAGUGGAAAUGGUAGUUCAAAUACGGUUUCAGCUGUACAUAAGGUUGAGGGAAAGAGAAGCAGGGCAACUGUGACAAAGGAUAGCUAGAAACGAAACAGCGGUGAGUGGAAAUGGUAGUUCAGAUACGGUUUCAGCUGUACAUAAGGUUAAGGGGAAGAGAAGCAGGGCAACUGUGACAAAGGAUAGCUAUUAAUGGGGAGCUAGUAAUGGGAGAAAGUGUUAGUUCAAAUAAGGUUUCGGUUCUAUAAACUCGCGCGUGGAGAGGGCAGUACAUUGUUUGCAGGUCAAUAUUCAAGGGUAUUUAAGAGCCUAUGUCAACUAAUGUGCCUUCAAGAGAGGGUUGGGGAUCUUUUUUCAUCUCUCGAGACACAUGUAGGCGGUGUAGGAAAUUGAUUUAUGCACAUAUGAGGCGUCUUGAACCAAAGGGGAACGGAUGGUAUUUUUGUUUCCGAGUUCUGGCUAGUGUUGUAUAGGUUAGGUUAGGUUAGGUUAGGUUAGGUUAGUGUUUUUACAGCCAGUUGAGGAAGCAGCUUAAGGUGUUUUGAACCAAAGGGACACGGAUGGUAUUUUUAUGUUUCUGAGUUCUGGCUAGUGUCGUAUAGGUUAGGUUAGGUUAGGUUAGGUUAGGUUAGUGUUUUUAUAGUUAGUUGAGGAAGCAGGUUAAGGUGUCUUGAACCAAAGGGACACGGAUGGCAUUUUUAUGUUUCCGAGUUCUGGCUAGUGUCGUAUAGGUUAGGUUAGGUUAGGUUAGGUUAGGUUAGUGUUUUUAUAGCCAGUUGAGGAAGCAGCUUAAGGUGUCUUGAACCAAAGGGACACGGAUGGUAUUUUUAUGUUUCCGAGUUCUGGUCAGUGUCGUAUAGGUUAGGUUAGGUUAGUGUUAGUGUUAGUGUUAGUUUUUAAAGUAAAGGAAGGAGCUCAUCAUCAAAAGCAAAUAAGUAAUAAUGCCUGAAUGUUUAAAAUAGCCUGAAUAAGUAAAAAAAAUGUUAUGGGUAGUGUCAAAUAGGUUGGCUUAGGUAGUGUCAUACAGGCAUAACCCUCGCCUUUUGAACAGCAUAGGUAGGCAAGGGAGAACAGACCAUUUUGAGGGUGUACUUAAGGAUCAAAACGCUGAAUCAUAGGUUGGGUUAGGUUAGUGUUAUACAGGCAUAACCCUCGUCUUUUGAGCAGCAUAGGUAGGCAAGGGAAAAUAGACCAUCUGGAGGGCGUACUUAGUGAUCAAAAUGAGCAAGAAAUCAAUAAAAACAAGCUCGGGACACAUUAGGCUUGAUCUUGAAACUCACUUUUGUCGUCUAUGUCCCCUUUGGUAUCGGACGUCUCAAAUACUAUAGGUGGUGAGGGAAAUAGAUUUACACGCACACUCAACUUGCCGAAUAAACUCCUUCUGCGCCAUCCCAGCUUUUGCCAUUAUAUUCUAGCCUUUCCCAGCAUCCACCAAUCACACGCCGCCUUACAGAGAAGGGGCGUGGCUUGUGCGUGGAUGGGCCAAUCACACACGCUUAUCAGGGAAGGGGGAGGGGCUUAUCCGCCAAGGUUGAGUGAAUGGUGUUGUGUUGCGAUGGUUGUUGUUCUACGUGCUUUCCGAAACUUGAAAAUACCUUAAAAAAUACGUGGAAAUUAUGCUUUUAUUCAUUUUUUUUUGCUGCUUCGAGAUCUUGUUCACUCUCACACCACCACUACCACCACUACCACCACCACCACUACCGCAAUGAAACACAAAGCCUUCGUCAGUUAUAAAGACGCCAAGACAUAUAUUUAUUUUACCGCUUAAACAUAGACUUAGAAAACCCGAGUGAGUGAGCGAGGUGCGGGCUACUACUGUUAUCCGCCACGCACUCCAUGACAGGACAACGCACCCGGACGGACACAAAGUUGUUAUCUCGUAUAGUCACAAAGUUUCUAUUAUAUCAAAGACGAGUAUAUUUAAGAUGCUGUAUUUUCGUAGCGGACCGAUUUAUAACGCUUUUAAUGUUGCCGCCGAUGUUAAGGAUUAGUUUAUAUUUUGUUUGUGUGGUGAAUGUGAUGUUGGAAGUGAGGUCCGUUGAUCUGAAUUCUGCUGAUCCAAAAAUUCUGUUCAGCUAAAUUCUGCUCAUCCAAAAAUUCUGUUGAUCUGAAUUCUGCUCAUCAAAACAUUCUGCUGAUCCAAAAAUUCUGUUCAGCUAAAUUCUGCUCAUCCAAAAAUUCUGUUGAUCUGAAUUCUGCUCAUCAAAAAAUUCUGCUGAGCCAAAAAAUCCAUUAAUAUAAGUUCUGCUGAUCCAAAAAUUCUGCUGAGCCAAAAAAAUCCAUUAAUAUAAGUUCUACUGAUCCAAAAAUUCCAUUAAUGUAAAUUCCAGUGCUUUGAAAAUUCCAUUAAUCUAAAUUCCAGUGCUUUGAAAAUUCCAUUAAUCUAAAUUCCAGUGCUUUGAAAAUUCCAUUAAUCUAAAUUCCAGUGCUUUGAAAAUUCCAUUAAUCUAAAUUCCAGUGCUUUGAAAACUCCAUUAUAGUCCAAACUCAUGACUUCAGAAUAUUGCAAUCUCGUAAUAUUCAGUGCAUACAAACACAUUUAUGCCGAUCAUUUUUAAAUUCACAGGUUUAUUAGUUUGAAAAAUCCCCAAGUCUAUGAAAAAAUGUGAUGCUGUUCAAAACUAAUGUACAUUUUAGCACAUUAACAGCGAUACAGACAUUUUUUAUCGGUUUACUCGUUCGAAAAAAUCCGCAGAUCUGAACAAAUUGUGACGCUAUUCAAAUUGACGGACUUUUUUACCGUAUCGUGAAGCGGAGAGAGAAUCAUUUUACCGCCUCCAUGGACCCACUGCAGACAAAUCCUCUUAAUAUAAUCAGUAUGUGUGUUUAGGGAAAGGUGAUCUCAUUUACAAGUCAAUUCCACAAGGCUAUAUUAUUCAUUGAGUAGCAAAGUAAUAGUAGUAGUAGUAGUAGUAGUAGUAGUAGUAGUAGUAGUAGCAUCCAGUGUCUAAUCCUGGUCUUGCAAAUACUAUCGCUCAAAUAAACAUCGGCUUAAAAAAUCAAAUGUAUAUACAGUGUGUGAAAUGAGGGAGUGCAUAUAUGGAGGCUUGUCUGCAUGUGUGUUUACUGUUAACUUAAGCUCAUCGAAUAAAGAGUUGUGUUGGUAACGAUGUUGGUUGUUUAUAGUGUUAAGGAAGAUGGAGAUAGGAAGCCACAAAUUUGGGCCGUCGCUGGUACAUGGUAAAGCCACAAAUUUGGCCCGUCGCUGGUACAUGGUAGAGCCACAAAUUUGGUCCGUCGCUGGUACAUGGUAGAGCCACAAAUUUGGCCCAUCGCUGGUACACGGUAAAGCCACAAAUUUGGUCCGUCGCUGGUACACGGUAAAGCCACAGAUUUGGCCCGUCGCUGGUACAUGGUAAAGCCACAAAUUUGGCCCGUCACUGGUAAACGGUAAAGCCACAAAUUUGGCCCGUCGCUGGUACACGGUAAAGCCACAAAUUUGGCCCAUCGCUGGUACACGGUAAAGCCACAAAUUUGGCCCGUCGCUGGUACACGGUAAAGCCACAAAUUUGGCCCAUCGCUGGUACACGGUAAAGCCACAAAUUUGGCCCGUCGCUGGUACACGGUAAAGCCACAAAUUUGGCCCGUCGCUGGUACUGGGUUAAGGAUCACAAGGUUAGGAAGGAAAGAGUCGAUUGUGUCAUUCUUUAUAAACAAUUAUCUACACAUUUCUACACACAGCAAGAAAUACCUGAGCAAAGAAUUA
Messenger RNA from Eriocheir sinensis (Chinese mitten crab), 8893 nucleotides. RefSeq lists its product as uncharacterized. NCBI's taxonomy places the organism in Eukaryota, Metazoa, Arthropoda, Malacostraca, Decapoda, Varunidae. The record is from RefSeq and is a predicted model, not a curated record. The transcript has 17 exons. Bases 520 to 3819 code for a protein of 1099 amino acids.